CGUCUUCCUCUAACCUCUAAAACCCUAAAUCAUUUUCCCUCCACCAUGUCUCUCAGUCACCUCCUCCGCCGUCUCUGUACAACCACCACCACUACCCGUAGCCCUCUUUCGAUCUCCUUCCUCCACCAACGCAUCCACAACAUCUCACUUUCCCCGGCAAAUGAAGAUCCGGAGACGACCACUGGUAAUAAUCAGGAUUCAGAGAAAAACCCAAACCCUAAUCCAAUUCCAAUUGAUCCUUCCCAAUUCCAGAUUCCUCAGAAUCACACCCCUCCAAUUCCCUAUCCACCGAUCCCGCAUCGUACCAUGGCCUUCUCUUCAGCCGAAGAAGCCGCUGCUGAGCGCCGCCGCCGUAAACGUCGUCUCCGAAUUGAACCUCCUCUCCACGCUCUCAGACGCGAUCCUUCAGCUCCUCCUCCUAAACGUGAUCCCAACGCGCCACGGCUUCCGGAUUCAACUUCCGCACUCGUCGGCCAAAGGCUUAACCUUCACAACAGAGUCCAGUCACUGAUCAGAGCUUCAGAUCUUGACGCUGCGUCACGGCUUGCUCGCCAGUCUGUGUUUUCCAAUACUCGACCUACUGUGUUCACCUGUAACGCCAUUAUCGCCGCUAUGUACCGGGCCAAGCGUUACAGUGAAUCGAUUUCUCUGUUUCAAUAUUUCUUUAAGCAGUAUAACAUCGUCCCCAAUGUAGUCUCAUACAAUCAGAUCAUCAACGCUCAUUGUGAUGAAGGGCAUGUGGACGAAGCCCUUGAAGUGUACCGACACAUCUUGGCUAAUGCUCCUUUUGCUCCAUCAUCAGUUACUUAUAGACAUUUGACCAAAGGUUUGGUUCAAGCUGGAAGGAUCGGAGAUGCUGCGAGUUUACUAAGGGAGAUGCUGAGCAAAGGUCAAGCUGCGGAUUCGACAGUGUACAACAAUCUGAUUAGGGGAUAUUUGGACCUUGGUGAUUUCGAUAAGGCUAUUGAGUUCUUUGAUGAGUUGAAGUCUAAGUGUACUGUUUAUGAUGGGAUUGUGAAUGCGACGUUUAUGGAGUACUGGUUCGAGAAAGGGAAUGAUAAGGAAGCUAUGGAGUCUUACAGGUCUUUGUUAGAUAAGAAAUUCAGAAUGCAUCCUCCGACUGGUAAUGUACUUUUGGAAGUUUUUCUCAAGUAUGGUAAGAAGGAUGAAGCUUGGGCUUUGUUUAAUGAGAUGUUGGAUAAUCACACUCCUCCGAAUAUCCUUUCGGUGAAUUCGGAUACGGUUAGUAUAAUGGUCAAUGAAUGUUUCAAGAUGGGAGAGUUUAGUGAAGCGAUUAAUACAUUCAAGAAGGUCGGAAGUAAGGUCACCUCCAAACCGUUUGUGAUGGAUUAUUUAGGUUACUGUAACAUAGUAACAAGGUUCUGUGAACAAGGGAUGUUAACAGAGGCUGAAAGGUUCUUUGCUGAAGGUGUAUCCAAAUCUUUGCCUGCUGAUGCUCCAAGCCAUAGAGCAAUGAUCGAUGCUUAUCUCAAGGCAGAGAGAAUCGACGAUGCUCUCAAGAUGUUGGACAGGAUGGUGGAUGUGAAUCUACGGGUGGUUGCUGAUUUUGGUACGAGAGUCUUUGGCGAGCUGAUUAAGAAUGGUAAGCUCACGGAAUCUGCAGAAGUUUUGACUAAGAUGGGAGAGAGGGAACCAAAACCAGAUCCUUCGAUUUAUGAUGUGGUGGUUAGAGGUCUUUGUGAUGGUGAUGCACUUGACCAAGCCAAGGACAUUAUUGGUGAGAUGAUUAGACAUAAUGUUGGGGUUACUACUGUGCUGCGGGAAUUCAUCAUUGAGGUUUUUGAAAAGACAGGGCGUCGUGAGGAGAUUGAGAAAAUUUUGAACUCGGUUGCUCGGCCGGUUAGAAACCUUGGGCAGUCUGGUAACACUUCACCUAGUGUACCCGCAGUGUUUGGAACUACACCUGCAGCUCCUCAGCAGUCUAGAGACAGGGCCCCAUGGACGAGCCAAGGGGCGGGGCUUCCCAAUUUAGGUUGGGCCAAUGGAACUGCAGGUCAAACAGUAGGAGGAACUUACAAGGCUAAUAAUGGCCAAAAUCCCUCUUGGUCCAACACGUCUGUUAACCAGCAGCAGCAAUCGUGGUCGAAUCAGACAGCAGGGCAACAGCCACAAUCAUGGUCGAGUCAGGCACCAGGAUAUCAACAGCAGCAAUCCGGGUGGUCAAGUCCUUCAGGUCAUCAUCAAUCAUGGGCUAGUCAGACAGCUGGCCAGCAGCAACCAUGGGCUAAUCAGACGCCUGGCCAGCAGCAACAGUGGGCUAAUCAGACGCCUGGCCAGCAGCAACAGUGGGCUAAUCAGACGCCUGGCCAGCAGCAACAGUGGGCUAAUCAGACGCCUGGCCAGCAGCAACAAUGGGCUAAUCAGAACACUGGUCACCAGCAACAAUGGGCUAAUCAGAACACUGGUCACCAGCAACCGUGGGCUAAUCAGACUCCUAGCCAGCAGCAACCAUGGGCUAAUCAGACAUCCGGCCAGCAGCAAGGUUGGGGUAAUCAGACAACUGGCCAGCAGCAACGGUGGGCUAAUCAGACAGCUGGCCAGCAGUCAGCGUGGACAGGGCAGCAGCAACAGUGGUCUAACCAGACAACUAGCCAUCAGCAGUCACAGUGGUCAAAUCCCACGCCAGAAGAGGUGGCUAAUCAGACACCGAGGUCAAACUCUGUGGACAGUCAUCUUCCUCAACAACAGGAGUCAGGGUCCCUCCAUGAAUGGCAAGACGGAGAAGAAAAAAAGGUAGUGGAGUUGAGGAACUAGUUAGACAAACUCGCUAUUUCUUCUGCACCAUCAUUCUCCUCAUAGUUAAUUUGGCUUUUGCUUUGUGGUUCCCAAUUUUUGCAAACUCUA
Molecule: messenger RNA, 2865 nt
Organism: Arabidopsis arenosa
Lineage: Eukaryota; Viridiplantae; Streptophyta; Magnoliopsida; Brassicales; Brassicaceae
Source: the annotation of a GenBank genome assembly